Populus trichocarpa (black cottonwood) is the source of this 1982-nucleotide messenger RNA. Its product is annotated as phytosulfokine receptor 1. Lineage: Eukaryota; Viridiplantae; Streptophyta; Magnoliopsida; Malpighiales; Salicaceae. Gene Ontology annotation, molecular function: protein binding. The record is from RefSeq and is a predicted model, not a curated record. The transcript is spliced from 2 exons. Bases 213 to 1805 code for a protein of 530 amino acids.
AAAGAUAGAAGGAUUCAAAGUCGAGCAUGGGAGGCAGUUAAUGAAGACAAUGAGUUUUCAAGAUCCUAUAAAUGAAGAUAAGGAUUCUACAACAAGCUUGGAAGAUCAGAACAUCAGAGAAAGUAAAACCAAAAACCCUUAACUUGUAAUCAAUUCACGCUAUAGUAACACCAUAUCUUCACUCCUCAUCCUUUCGUACUCCCUGAAACUUGAUGAAGAUGCAGCUCCCAUACCUUUACUUUACCUUCAUUUUGUGCACGAUCAGUUUCAAGGCACCUGUCAUGAGAUGCCAGAAUGUGACAUGCAACUCAACUGACCUCAGAGCCUUAAUUAACUUCUCCAGUUGCAUAGACUCAGGGAUUGAUGGGUGGGAUAUCUCUAGUUCUGGUUGUUGCUCUUGGAAUGGUGUCACUUGUGACAACUCCACCACUUCAAGUAAAAGGGUGGUCAAGUUAGAACUUGCAAGAAAAGGACUCGGAGGUUCAAUCUGCAAGUCCUUCGAAGGUUUAGAUGAGCUGAGGAUUCUGAACCUUUCUGCUAAUUUUCUUACAGGAUACUUGAACCCCUACCACUUCAGUUUGCAAAAGCUGGAGGUCAUUGAUAUGAGCAAUAAUGACUUUUACGGUCAAUUACUACAUGGUGAUGAUUUACCCUCACUCUGGUAUGUUGACCUCUCGAUGAACAGAUUUAGUGGCAGUAUAGAUGCAACAUAUUGUUCAAUGUCACCCCUUAUUGAAGUUCUUAAUCUUGCAAACAACUAUUUGAUUGGUGAAGUUUCAGAGAGUUUUGUAAAAUGUUCUUCUCUGCAGCAUCUCUUUCUUAAUGGCAAUCAGAUCUCAGGAACUUUUCCGAAAAGUCUCUUGCAACUGAGAGAUCUUCGUACGUUGAAACUUCAAGAAAAUUUGUUUACUGGAUCGCUAAAUGAUGGAAUUGGUAACCUGUCUAAGCUUGUGAAAUUGGACCUCUCCUUCAACAGGUUUAAUGGAUUUCUUCCAGAUGUGUUUGACCAGCUUGAAACGCUCGAGCACUUCUCUGCCAGAUCAAAUAAAUUCAGUGGCCAGUUGCCCAAGUCAUUGGUGUUGGAUCUUUCACAGAAUCAUUUGGGAGGAUCCAUCCCAUACUGGAUAGGAACAUUCAAAUAUCUCUUGUACUUGAACUUGUCAAGUAACUCCUUGACCGGGGAGAUUCCAGAAGGCUUGACUGAACUACCGAGCCUCAUUGACAUGAACAUCUCAUUGGAAAGGUUUGCGACCAAAAUUUGGAGCUCCAUUCCAUCUUUGGACUUGAGCUACAACAUGCUCACAGGACACAUACCUCCAAGUACUGGGAAGCUGAGAAAACUUCAUAUACUAAAUCUGAAGUACAAUAGUUUAUCAGGACCUAUUCCUGGUAGUUUAUCAAGGAUGACAAGCUUAGAAACCUUAGACUUAUCUCAUAACAAGCUAUCAGGAGAAAUUCCUGAUACAUUGAGAGAGCUCAGUUGUCUAUCAACUUUCAAUGUAUCAUACAAUCAACUGCAUGGGGAAGUCCCUGAAACAGGGCAGUUAGCGACCUUUCUUUGUACAAGCUUCAUUGGAAAUCCCGGUCUAACCUGUGGAUGGGAUGCCUAUAGUCCACCUGCACAAACUCCUCCCCCUCCUACUCCUGUUGUGUUUCCCAGUGACAAAAUGACAAUCAUGGGCUGGCCAUUUGUAUUUGGCGUUCCAACCGGUUUUGUCAUCACCGUGGGCUUUUGCUUUGUAACUGGCUGGAUUUUUCCAAAGCCAGAAAAAAGGAAGGUUAGAGUAAUUAGAAUCGGCCGCUAGAGGUAAAAUGUCCGAGAAUCCACUUUCUGGAUGCUUCAAAACAUGCAUGUGAGGAGUCCUUUUUUUUUUUUUUUCCUUGCUAGUUGCUACUUUUGUUACCUCCCAUUAAUGUAAAUAUGCACUGAUUUAUUUUUCAAACAAAUAUUCGAGGAUUGAUAUGCUGUGUUUAUGGCAAAA